Ipomoea triloba (trilobed morning glory) is the source of this 1404-nucleotide messenger RNA. Its product is annotated as cytochrome c1-2, heme protein, mitochondrial-like. The coding region runs from base 106 to 1077 and encodes 323 amino acids. The transcript is spliced from 9 exons. Gene Ontology annotation, molecular function: electron transfer activity; heme binding. Gene Ontology annotation, biological process: mitochondrial electron transport, ubiquinol to cytochrome c. NCBI's taxonomy places the organism in Eukaryota, Viridiplantae, Streptophyta, Magnoliopsida, Solanales, Convolvulaceae. The record is from RefSeq and is a predicted model, not a curated record.
CAAUAUGCCCUGAAAAUCACCUACGCCAUCGCCAAUUCUCUUUCUGUCGCCUGACAAAAUAGAGUCAUCGUCAAAGCUGCUGUUCCUUCGCAUCUGAUAUUCAUCAUGGGUUUGGCGAAGAAGUUCAGGAUCGGAGCUGAAGGAUUUGGAAAAAUCAAUUGGUUUUUAGGCAGAGUUACGCGACAGGGAGGCCAUUCUAAGCUUCCGACUGCCUUUGAUUCACUAAAAGCGGCUAGUUUUCAGCAGGAUGGGCUUGGAUCUGCCGGUUUGAAGUCUUUUAGAGUACUUGCACUUAUUGGUGCUGGAGUCUCUGGGCUUCUUGGUAGUGCAACUAUUGUGUUCUCAGAUGAGGCAGAGCAUGGCCUAGAAUGCCCGAGCUAUCCAUGGCCUCACAAAGGCAUUCUCAGUUCAUAUGACCAUUCAUCAAUUCGCCGAGGUCACCAGGUUUAUCAACAAGUGUGUGCAUCUUGCCACUCGAUGUCUCUAGUUUCUUAUCGUGAUCUUGUUGGUGUGGCAUACACUGAGGAAGAAACUAAGGCAAUGGCUGCAGAGAUUGAAGUUGUUGAUGGCCCUAAUGAUGAAGGUGAGAUGUUCACACGCCCUGGGAAGCUGAGUGACCGCUUUCCGCAGCCUUAUGCAAAUGAAGCAGCUGCAAGGUUUGCAAAUGGUGGAGCUUAUCCUCCUGAUCUAAGUCUUAUCACAAAGGCCCGACAUAAUGGUCAGAACUAUGUUUUUGCCCUUCUAACUGGCUACCGAGAUCCUCCUGCUGGUGUCUCUAUUCGAGAAGGGCUUCACUAUAAUCCUUACUUCCCUGGUGGUGCAAUUGCUAUGCCUAAAAUGCUCAAUGAUGGUGCUGUUGAAUAUGAAGAUGGUGUCCCUGCAACAGAAGCACAAAUGGGCAAAGAUGUUGUAACAUUCUUGUCAUGGGCUGCUGAGCCUGAAAUGGAAGAGAGAAAACUGAUGGGUUUCAAAUGGAUAUUUGUGUUGUCACUUGCACUUCUCCAAGCAGGUUACUAUCGCCGGUUGAGAUGGUCAACCCUCAAGUCCCGUAAGCUGGUUAUCGAUGCUGUCAACUGAUUCUGCAGCGCCUUUGCCCGAAUACUGUAUCAAUGUGAGAGGACAAGAAAUAAUAAUAAUAAUAAUUAUCACUUUGAUUGACGAUUGGGUUCCGUGAGUUUUAUACGGAACAGUGAGCAUAGAUAGGAGAAGAGACAAGAAUGGAGUCUCUAUUACAAGUAUUCUUGAGUUGUUAAACUCAGAUACACAAUUUUGAUGCCAUAUUUAACUGUCGUUUCUAUGUUACUCUGUUACUUGAUUCAUUUCGUUCCCAUCAUCAUUGUAUUUCAAACUCCAUAUUUGUGGUUCAGAAUAAAAACGAGGUGUCAAUGAUGGUUUUGGUUUGUU